Oryzias latipes (Japanese medaka) is the source of this 2653-nucleotide messenger RNA. It is a transcript of the gene zbtb8b, whose product is annotated as zinc finger and BTB domain containing 8B. Lineage: Eukaryota; Metazoa; Chordata; Actinopteri; Beloniformes; Adrianichthyidae. The record is from RefSeq and is a predicted model, not a curated record. Gene Ontology annotation, molecular function: protein binding; RNA polymerase II cis-regulatory region sequence-specific DNA binding; DNA-binding transcription factor activity, RNA polymerase II-specific. Gene Ontology annotation, biological process: regulation of transcription by RNA polymerase II.
UGGAUCUGUAAACGUCACUUCCUGUCGAAAGCGGAUGUGUUUGGCUGCUGGCGUGAAACAAUGAUCUCAGCUAACAAUUUGCUUCACAGGAAAGGAUUACGCAGAGUCCAGUGAGGGUGGAGGAUGGAGGUUCCUUGCUAUCUACCCAAACUGCUCUUUGAGCUGAACGAGCAGAGGAAGCGGGGCUUCUUCUGUGACUGCAGCAUUCUAGUGGAGGGUCAAGUCUUCAAAGCUCACCGGAAUGUCUUGUUUGCUGGAAGUGGUUAUUUCCGAGCUCUUCUGGUUCACUAUCUUCAGGACAGCGGACAGCGCUACAGCACAGCAUCACUGGACAUCGUCACGGCCGACGCCUUCUCCAUCAUCCUGGACUUCCUGUAUUCUGGACGGCUGGCCCUGAACAGGAGUAACGUCAUUGAGGUGAUGUCUGCUGCCAGCUACCUGCAGAUGACGGAUCUUGUCAACCUAUGUAAAGAUUACAUCCACUCAUCGUUGGAGAUCUGCAGUAAGGAGAAAGAGAUGACUACAGCAAAGGAUACGCGGGUGCAGGAGGGAGCCAUGGGCCCGGCCGACAGCGGCACCCCUGCUGUGACCGUCCCCAGCGAUGCAGGGGAUGCAGAGUCCCUGUCCCAGACUGCAGAGGGAGACAGAGGAUCAGGCUUGGCUUCAGAGUCCAUGACCUCCACAAGGACCCCCUUAACCGUAACAGUCACCUCCCCUCCAGGGUCCAGCAGAGAUGCGGAUAGUGCCUACUCUUCAAGGGAGGGGUUUGCUUCUGGGAUUGAGGGACAGAAGAGACACUUGGAUCAACAGAACCUUUCAUCCUCCUCAUCCUCCGCUUUGACUCCUGAGUUGGUGAACCCAAAAAUUGAAUACGACCCCGACGAGGGGCUUAUGGAGUCUCCCGACAACAAACUCCUCACACCGUAUCAAGGACCUUCCCCCCACAAUACCCAUCAUGGCAGGUUGCUGCCUUCAAGCCCCUCCCACUCUAACGAACGAUCUCUUGCGGGGUACAGCUCUUCCUUUAACGCCAGGCAGCUGAUGGAAAUGCUGAGCAGAGCUGAGGGUCCCGCUGCUCUGGGGGACAGAGCGACGCAGCGCUUCACUCAGGCGCUCGGGAGCGGCGCCGCAGGAAGCCGAAUGGAGGAAACGCUGGGGUUUGUGGGUUCAUCCAUCAUGGAGAUACAGACAGACUGGCUUGGAGAAGACACAGGUGAUGGGUUAGUAGUGCCGGUGAAACUACACAAGUGCCCGUUCUGCCCGUACACCGCCAAGCAGAAAGGGAUCAUGAAGAGACACAUACGCUGCCACACAGGGGAGAGGCCGUUCCCCUGCCCCAUGUGUGGCAAGAGGUUCACCCGCCAGGAGCACCUUCGCACCCACGCCCUGACUGUCCACAGACAUUACUGGCCAGUGACGUGUAAGAGCUGCAGGCGGACCUUCACCGGAUCCGGAGUUUCACCGGGCCUCAGGCGCUUUGGGAUCUGCGAAAGCUGCAACUGUGUGACCACAACUCACGAGGACUCUGCUCCAGUUCACCCCUCCAGCCAGCAGGAGAACAUGGAGCGUGCAGACAGCGGCACAGAUUGGUCCAGUUUUAUGGACGAUGUAGAUGAGGUGGAGGUUGGCAGGGUGGAGGACCUGGUGGAGAAGCAGAUGCUGGAUCGACAGUUGGCAGUGUGCUCAGAUGUGGGCCAUACCCUGUGACGUAAUGGUCUGUGAAGAAGCCUUUUCCACGCUCGUCCCUGAUUAGGAAUGAUGUCAGACACUGACUCACAGACAUCUAUUCCCUUCGUUGUUCAAGUCCCACUCCGACCAUCUUGUGAUCUAUUGUAGAAGCGUUCCCAGUGAUUCUUUUAAGUAGGAUUCUGCUGUUUUUAGCUAAAAUCGAAACACCUGUCCUUUUCUAGGACAUAGUUUCUACAGAGCAGCAGGAGUUCAUUAGAAAUUCACCUCUUGAGUUGUGGGAGGGAGGGUUGGAUGGAAGCCUCCACUAUAUCCCAUCAUCCCUUUGUUUACACUCUCCCACUAGCUUACAGCCCCUCACAACCAAACAUUAGCGGUGCAACAUAAAUGGUGAUCAAUAUCAGGUCUAUCCAGCCGUCCAGUUCUGAUCCAGAUUCCAGCUCAGACCAGGAAAACAAAGACGUUCAUGGAUCCGUUUGUCUGACAGUGGAUCAUCAGAAUGGAGCAGAGCAGGAAGACUUUGGGGCACCCAUCACAGUUUCUACGUCACAACUGAGAGAUUUUCAACAGCAUUUUUUCAUCUGCUCCUGAUUUAUCCUGAUUUGAAUAAAAAAUACACAGAAAUUCAGUUUAAAUCUUAAUUUUCUUUAUAGAUGUCCACCAUGAUACAAGAACACGUUAUAAAAACGUGGAAUUUAAAAGGCUCUGUGUACAGACACGUCUGUGAAUCAUGUUAGAAUAAAUGCUGUUGGGUAAAAUGCAGCCACAUGAAUAAAAGUCUGUUCCUGAGAGUCAUCAGUUCAUCCUGAAAUCCAGUUAUGUCUAAUCUUUGAAAGUGUCCUGGGGGGCCAUCUAGUGGCUAAGUCACUCUUAAAAAGUGUCGGCUCACUGCUUUUGGUGAUCCACAUCUGUGGAAACCUGUUUUCAUCUCUCUCAGAAAAUAAAGAGGCUUUUGAUGGCUCAGUAA